UAAGAAAUAUAAAGAUAAGUUUUUAGUAUUUACUUAUCUUCAAACAUUUUUUAUAUGUUAUGCUAUUUCUGAAACUUGUAUGAAUGAAUGUUUGUCGAACAAUGCGUUGAUUUCUACUUUAUUGAUAAUUAUAGCUCUAUGGCCUCCAACCCAAUUAUCUCUCUUCUGUCCAAGGAGCUGUUAAUCGGCGAGAACUUCAUGAAAUGGAAGUCUAAUAACAACAUAAUGUUGAUCGGCGACAACUCAAAAUUCACGAUGACUGAAAUUGAACCUGACUUUCCUUGAGAGAACGCCUCGAAGGCCAUAAGGGAGAAGUAUGAUCGUUGGACUGCUGCCAACAAUAAGGCCAAGGCCUACAUGUUCGCCAGCAUGUCAGAAACGCUAAGGACUAAGAUGGAGAAUGUCGAAACUGCUUAUGAAAUCAUGGAGCAACUUCAAGAAAUGUUUGAGCACAAGUCAGCGCAAGCUAGUUUCAAGGCUACCAAGAAGUAUGUGAACUGUAGGAUGGCACUUGGCCAACAUGUUCGUGAUCAUUUUAGUAAGAUGACAAACUACUUCCAAGAAGCUGAGUUGCAUGGAGCAAAAGUAGAUGAGAAAGUUGGAAUCACUCUCAACAGCCUUGCACCUAGUUUCCUUACGUUCACCACGAACUAUUUUCUUAACAAGUUGGACUAUGGAAUGACUCAGUUAUUGAAUGAGCUCCAGAUGUAUGAAGGAAUAAAUGGUGGACCAAGUAAAGGACCUAAGAAGAAGGCUGCUACUACCAGGGGUGCUCAGGGUAAGGCUAACCUAGCCUCUUCCUCGAAGAGCAAGAAGAGAAAGGCAAUGAAGGACAAAAAGAAGGCUAAGAAGCAAGUAGCUUGAAAGGCAUCGGCAACUGAAAAGAUUGCUGGAGCAAAGCCAACUAGUAAGAAGGCUAAAGGACAAUGUUUCCACUACAAGGAGGAGGGACAUUGGAAGCAUAAUUGCCCCGCCCUCAAGUCAACUAGAACCCAAGCUACUUAGCAACUGGAAAAUGGUGAAGGAGGGCGAGUUAAAGAUUAGAGUUGGAAAUGAUGAAUUCAUGGAGGUCAAAGCGAAAGGACAAACUUGUUUAAAUUUUGGAAAUAAAUUUAUGUUGUUGGAUGAUGUUUAUUUUAUUCCAAACUUUAGUAGGAAUUUAGUUUCA
Humulus lupulus (European hop) is the source of this 1168-nucleotide messenger RNA. RefSeq lists its product as uncharacterized. The coding region runs from base 358 to 864 and encodes 168 amino acids. The transcript has 2 exons. NCBI's taxonomy places the organism in Eukaryota, Viridiplantae, Streptophyta, Magnoliopsida, Rosales, Cannabaceae. The record is from RefSeq and is a predicted model, not a curated record.